AACGAAUUUUACCAAAUGGAAGGCAUGAAAUACCAUUUUCUUUUACAUUACCAAAAACAUUACCGACAUCAUUUGAGGGAGAUUUUGGUUUUAUUCGAUAUACAUGUAAAGCAAUAUGUGAACGUUCAUGGGAUGUUGAUAUUAUAUCGAAACGAGCAUUUACAGUUAUCGGUAUUGAGGAUAUUAAUCAGGAUCCCGAGGCAAUGGAACCGGUAUGUGAAACGGAAUGUAUUUCAUCGGUGAGACUUUGCUGUCAAAAGCAAGGCUCUGUAGCAGUGAAAAUGUCGGUUGAUCGAACUGGAUUUACACCUGGUGAAAAAAUUCGAGUAAAUACUGUUGUAACUAAUAAUAGUACCAAAAUGAUACGAUGUUUAACAUUGAA
Molecule: messenger RNA, 382 nt
Organism: Acanthocheilonema viteae
Lineage: Eukaryota; Metazoa; Nematoda; Chromadorea; Rhabditida; Onchocercidae
Source: the annotation of a GenBank genome assembly